Molecule: messenger RNA, 873 nt
Organism: Aureobasidium namibiae CBS 147.97
Lineage: Eukaryota; Fungi; Ascomycota; Dothideomycetes; Dothideales; Saccotheciaceae
Exons: 3
Source: RefSeq, a predicted model, not a curated record
UUGAUAGCCAUCGCUGCUGCUUUCCUUGCGCUCACCAUCACAUUCACAAGUCUACGUUUCUUCGUCAGAGGAUAUAUGAUCCGCGCCUUGGGGUGGGAUGACUGGUUGAUCCUGAUCGCACUCAACAGCUUCGUCUGUCAAGCCGCCUUUCUUGUACACAUUGCGUCGAUGGAGAAAAAACACAAUCUGGAGAUGCCUCUAGCGCUCUCGAACGCCUUGGAGUAUGUCGUUCUCGAGUUCGGCUUCUACAUACUUACCACCUUGGCACUGAAACUCUCGCUGGCCGUGUUCUUCUUGCGAAUCGUGUUGGAAAAGUGGCAGCGCCGAGUCAUCAUCAUCAGCACCGUCAUCUUCUCCGUCUUCACAUUUAGCUUCUUCUUUGUCGCUGUGUUCCAAUGUGGAAAUCCGGCGAAUUACCUUCUCCACAAGGUACAAGGGAAGUGCGUAGCUUGGAGCGUUCUCGGGCCCUUGAACUACAUCCACGGAGUCAUGAACGCUUUGACCGACUGGGUGUUUGUGUCUCUCCCGAUCUUGGUUAUCCGCAAAGCCAAGAUGAGUGCCAGAGACAAGCUGUCCGUGGUAUUUGUGCUUAUCAUCGGCGUUCUUGGCAGUGUGGCAUCGGUCGUUCGCCUCUUUUACAUCGACGCUCUUCAUUCUGGUGAUCAGGAUGCUACGACGUUCUUCAGUAAUGCGUCAAGCAUCGCGAUUGUGUCCACCAUUGAGCCCGGUUUGGGGAUCACAGCAGCAUGCCUUGCUACUCUGAGGCCAAUGUUCAGGUCUCUCCUGGACCGCACCCGCUCCCAAUUAUCGAGUGGUCACGAGAAGAACAAACUAUCCACUGCAGAGCGUGGCAUGCAUUCUUCUACUGGAGUC